Messenger RNA from Trifolium pratense (red clover), 655 nucleotides. RefSeq lists its product as uncharacterized. Gene Ontology annotation, molecular function: DNA binding. Lineage: Eukaryota; Viridiplantae; Streptophyta; Magnoliopsida; Fabales; Fabaceae. The coding region runs from base 215 to 655 and encodes 146 amino acids. The record is from RefSeq and is a predicted model, not a curated record. Gene Ontology annotation, biological process: DNA replication; DNA recombination; DNA repair. Gene Ontology annotation, cellular component: nucleus. The transcript is spliced from 5 exons.
UAUGAUUUAGAUAUUAUUUGUUUUUGUAGGAAAUUUGUCUCUCAACUCAUCAAGUUCAACAAAUAUUUAUGUCAAUAUAGACAUACCAGAAGCAGCUGAACUCAUCCAGUCAUUCAAGAGUAGCAAUGAUUUGUGUUCACCUGAUAAUGCAAACCUCACGAACAAGACAAGGACUAUAUCUGACAUUUUGCAUUUGGCAGUAUCAGGGAGUAAUAUGACUGGUGUGUAUAACUGUGUUGCAACGGUGGAUGAGAUUUUGGAAAAAAAUGGAUGGUAUUAUGUCUCAUGUCCUAAAUGCAAAAAAAGUGCAUCUGCGGCUAAAACAAACUUCACAUGUGCUUUCUGUGAAGAAAGUGUGGAUUAUCCCGUUACAAGGUAUCGUUUGGAGCUUCGUGUGAGGGACGCUACAGAUUCUACUAUAUUUGUAUUGUUUGAUGACCUUGCUGAGCAAAUUGCACAAAUAAAAUUGGUUGAUCUAACCUCAGCUUUGGAGAAUGAAACUGAAAAUGUUGUAGCAAUACCACAUCAACUCCAAAGGAUCGUUGGAACCACUCAUAUAUUCCAAAUUAAGAUGAAGUCUUACUUUGAGGGUCGUGGAAGACAGAGUUUCACAGUGAAUAGAAUUGUGAAACCUACGGUGAAGGUUGUCCUCUAA